AUGACCACCUAUCUUUCGCCUGAUGCCGAAAUUGUGCACUCGCCUGCGUUUGAAGCAGCGGUUGUCAAGAUGUUGGUAGGCGAUGCGGGCUUGUUGACGAACGAAGAGGCCAGAGCUUUGGAACCAUUCCGUGUACCAGCGGAGGCUUUGAGCACCGCGGAAGUGACGAGUUCUACCGCAAAGGAAGGGUUUGCUGAUCAAAUCCUAAAUCGACGCAAAAUUGUUGCCAAUCCAUCGACCUACAAUCUCCUAUCAGUUAUCCCACCUACGUCGAAUCGAGUAGAGAGGUUUUUUCAGUAUCGCUCGUGCCGUGGUUCGACACGAGCGACACAGGUUGUCGCCUAUGACUCUCGAAAUGAUUCUCUUUCUGAAGGUUAG
Messenger RNA from Phytophthora nicotianae INRA-310, 378 nucleotides. RefSeq lists its product as hypothetical. NCBI's taxonomy places the organism in Eukaryota, Oomycota, Peronosporomycetes, Peronosporales, Peronosporaceae. The transcript is spliced from 2 exons. Bases 1 to 378 code for a protein of 125 amino acids. The record is from RefSeq and is a predicted model, not a curated record.